UCAAAACAAACCCAUGGGCCAAGCCAUCACACAACAUUUCCUUCAAUUUGGAUCAACAUAACUACACAACAAAAAUGAUUUUCCCCUAAAAUAAUACCAAAUUAAAAGAGCCCCCAUUUGGCAUUAAAUUAAUUUCAUAUCUAAUUAACCCCAAAUCCCUAAUUCCUAUCCUCUCCAUAUAUAUAACUCACCAAUUUCCCCCCUUUAACUUCACCUCACCAAAUUCUCCCCAAAAACCCAAUCCACACACACACACACACACAAUGAAGGACCCGAAAUCGCAAAAACUCCAGCCAUGGAAGCCCCUAACUGCAAGCUACUGCUGUUCGGCAGACGAUCACAAGCGCACCAUAUUCCGUAACUUGAGCGGCUGCCGAACUUCAAAAUCGGAGGUUUUGAGCGCUCCACGGUUACCAUCUUUCCGGAAGCUGACAUUCUCUGAUGUCAGCGUUGGGUCGAACUCGGCCAGGAUCAAUGAGGACUUAGCCCAGUCGUUUGGCGGCGAUUUGUACGAUUUUCAGAUGUGCGAGCUUCGAGCCGCGACUCAAGGCUUUUCGAGCAGCUUCCUAUUGGGGGAGGGAGGGUUUGGGAGAGUUCACAAGGGCUAUGUGGAUGAGAGCUUGAGGCCGGGCCUCAAGGCACAGCCCGUAGCAGUUAAGCUGCUCGAUAUCGAGGGGUUACAAGGCCACCGUGAAUGGCUGCUAAGGCACCCCAACUUGGUGAAGUUAAUUGGCUAUUGCUGUGAAGACCAAGAGAGGGUUCUUGUGUACGAGUUCAUGCCAAGAGGCAGCUUGGAAAAUCAUUUGUUCAAAAGGCUGUCGAUUUCUCUAGCAUGGGCGACGAGACUGAAGAUCGCUAUAGGGGCAGCAAAAGGUUUGGCGUUCUUGCACGGUGCAGAGAGCCCAGUCAUAUAUCGUGAUUUCAAGACUUCAAAUGUUCUGUUAGAUUCGGAUUUCAAUGCCAAGCUAUCAGAUUUCGGGCUUGCUAAAAUGGGGCCUGAAGGAUCAAAUACUCACGUUACAACUCGAGUAAUGGGAACAUAUGGUUAUGCUGCACCUGAAUAUGUCAGCACUGGUCACCUAACUACAAAGAGUGACAUCUACAGUUUUGGAGUGGUUCUCUUAGAGCUCUUGACAGGAAGAAGAGCAGUGGACAAGACAAGGCCCAAAAGUGAGCAAAACUUAGUGGAUUGGACAAAGCCCUACCUUACAAGCACCCGAAGGUUACGCUGCAUAAUGGACCCCAGGCUAGCGGGCCAGUACUCUGUGAAGGGGUCCAAGGAAAUGGGCCUUCUGGCCAUGCAAUGCGUGAGCUUGAACCCUAAAGACAGGCCUAAAAUGCCAGCUAUCAUCGAAACACUUGAAAGCCUGCAGCAUCUAAGGGAUAUGGCAAUUACUUAUGGACAGUGGCCCGCUUCUACUAAAACGGGCCGAACUGUGGGCUUUGUUCCUAAGGAGAGGAGGCAGACUGGGUUUGGGUGUAAAAGUGCUGCGGUUGCAGCCAGCCCAAGAAGCAAAUAGUUAUAUUAUAUAGUAUCUAGUAAAUGGAGUGACUUGAACUUGUAUCAACUUCACAACAAGGCAGAUAUAAAUUGCCAAUGUAAAUGAAUAUUUGGAUGUGAGCUGUAUAAUAUAUAAAAUACUUAUCUACUUGUACAUUGUAAUCAAGUUGAAGCACCUAUCACUCAAAUUAUUCAGUUAUAGAUCCAAGUAAGCAAGAAAAGAAUUACUGCACGGUGUAAAAAAUGUCAAAGUAAAAGAAAACUUCCGAUUAAAUGCAGGCCAAAGUUCUCUCAAAGUUGGUGUCCUAUUAGAAACUAUUAUCCAUAGAUUAACAGUAAUGCUCAAGCGGGUUGUCUCAUAACUUCUACAAUAUCAAAUAUAAACUCAUUCCAUGUUUUUCUGACAAAGAAACUAACCUAUAUGAAAUAAGUUCUUCAAUUGCCCUCGUAUUUAGGAUCCGCCAAGACAUAGUGAUAAGCAAUGACGAGAACAAAUAUGAAUAUGCCGAGAAAGUUGGCAAAGAAGCCCAAGUCCUGAUCGUCAAUCAUCUGAAAUCGGAGAUGGAGUGAUGCUCUGAUGUAUAGACUCGUAGCUGCAAUCCAAAAAGUCCUGAAAAUCGCCAUUUUGAUAUGUGCUUUGAAUUUUUGUACCAGUCUCACUCUCCCCAAGUCGAG
Striga asiatica is the source of this 2176-nucleotide messenger RNA. The record is from the annotation of a GenBank genome assembly. NCBI's taxonomy places the organism in Eukaryota, Viridiplantae, Streptophyta, Magnoliopsida, Lamiales, Orobanchaceae.